UUUGCGGGUUUAGCAAGACUAAAAAAAUUCAAGAUGAAAGUUUUAUUAAUUGUGAUCGGUGUGGUUGGCUUAAGCUUGGCAGCUUUGGAUAUUCCAGACCAUUUGAGAGCGCCAUUGAAGGUUAUGCGAAAAGCAUGCCUUGCCGAAUCGGGAGUGGACGAAAACUAUGUAAAUCAAAGUCGAGACGGUAAUCUACCCGACGUUCCCAAGCUUGGAUGCUAUAUUCUUUGCUUAUUAGAACAUUGCAAGAUGAUUGAAGAUGACGGAACUAUACAUUUUAAUGAUGUAAUGCAUUUAUUGUUGCCAAGUACAGCCGAGACUGUCAGAUAUGUUACUAAAGAGUGCAGCACAAUAUACGGAGCCACGAGAUGCGACACGGCAUGGUUGACAUUUAAAUGCUAUUACGAAAAAGCUCCAGAAGGUGCCGAAUUGCCAUAACUUCAACAAAAUAAAUCUUCC
Molecule: messenger RNA, 459 nt
Organism: Sitodiplosis mosellana (orange wheat blossom midge)
Lineage: Eukaryota; Metazoa; Arthropoda; Insecta; Diptera; Cecidomyiidae
Product: general odorant-binding protein 56d-like
Exons: 4
Coding region: 34-438 (134 amino acids)
Biological process (GO): sensory perception of smell
Molecular function (GO): odorant binding
Source: RefSeq, a predicted model, not a curated record